AAGAAGAGGAAAAGGAGGAGGAGGAAACUUUGGGCUUCUUUUCCUCAGAACCAUUGAACUUAAGGUUUAUGGAGGCUCCAGUUGUGGAAAAUGGUCUCCUCGUUGGUCUUUGCUGUCCUGGUGCAUGCGCUUCUCGGAGACUUGUGUUCCGCCAUCAACGUUACCAUCACUCCUUCCCCCUUCACGGUGGUCCAGGAGGGCCAAAACGUCACACUCUCGUGUGUGGUGUCCCAGCGGCGGCGCAAUUCUGCGCUGCCUGUCGUGAAAUGGACUUUCCUGCCGGCUGGCUCAGAUAGACCAGAUGACGAACUCCUCAUUGCUCGUGUGAACAUGCGAAAGGCUCGCUUCUAUGGAAAUUACACCAAGAGUUUUGUCUGGCCAAAGAUGAAGCUGACGGUGGUGAAGCAGGGCAAGAUCUUUGACCUGUUGAUCUUGAAUGUGUCCGAAAAAGAUCGAGGCUUAUACAUAUGUCGGGUUCAAGAGUUCAAAAAGCAACAGGAUCGUUGGAAGGCCUCAUCCAAUUCAACAGCUACAACUGAACUUAAAGUACACGUGUUUCCGGUCAUCGAGGCCAAAGACAGCCUGUGGAGCUUGUUUGAAGAUGUUUACCUUUGCGCUGUACUGAUUUGCUCCGUGGGCCUGCUGUGCAUGUGCAUGUUCACGUUGACGGUAACCUGCCAGUGCAUACAGAGGAAGGAGCGGUUAAAAGAUAAUUACCACUUAGUCAGAAGCUCUCGGAAUAGCUCUGGAGAAACCGUGACCAGUGUUAUCAAUGUGUCUCCCGCUUUACCUAAGAAGGAGAGGAGACACCGAAAGAAAAGGAGCAGAGAUUACCAAGAAGAAAUACCACCAGAGAUACCAGCAAAAGUUCCCAUUGGAGACAAAGCAAGAAUGCCCAAACUUUUAAUACCACAACCAAGGAAAUUAGUUUUGCCGAAGAUAGUGGAGGAGAAUCUGACCUACGCGGAGUUGGAUCUGGUGAAGCCAAUCCCGGAAGCAAAGGCAUCACGGAAUGGCACGGUGUAUGCUCAGAUACUUUUUGGGGAACAGCAACUAUGAAAAAAAUGUACUGUAGUUUUCUCCUAGUUUUUACUUUUGUAAAUAGUUUUUAUUUAUAGUCAACUUUUUAAUUGUAUUAAAAAAUGUCCAUCUGAAACUGUACAGAUUACUUUACACAAACAAGGAUAUCAAUCUUAAUGAGGCCUUAAAGGCAAGAAUGAUAACGUUUACAUGAGAGGAAGACGGCAUACUGACUGAAUUGUUUCUAAGUGUACAUAGAUGGCUCACCUAUGUGGAGUUGGACCCCCGUCAUACGCAAAUUUAUACAAAAAUGUCAAUUGUUUGUGCAACGUUUGUGCUGUAAAAAGUUUGUGCUGCUAUCGUUUUUAAGAUAUUCACAAUUCUUUUAUAGGUCAAUCUGAGGUCAAUCAGCACACUGUUUUGAUUAAUAAUGGCUUAAAAUGGUGUCAAUUGUUUAUGCUUCGUAUGUGCUGUAAAAAGUUUUGUUUGUGCUUGUAAUGUUUUUGAGAUUCUGAGUUGAUAUUGAUAAUUCCGAUAUGAAUUUUGUUAAUUUCGAGUAAUGACGUCACGUAGCCCACCAUUUAUGGCAAUAUGGACCCGAAAUGGGGCCAUUCGUUUAUGCUACGUUGGUGCAGUAAAAAAUUUAGUUUGUGCUGCUAUCGUUUUUCUUUUAAAUAUUGAGAUAUUAAUUUCGAGUGAUGACGUCAAUCGCAGCCCCUCCGGCUGACGGAGCGUACCAGCUCUCUUAAUAACAGAGGGGUGUCCCAGCAACAGUACGUGUUGUUUUAGGCAACCCCUUUGAUUUUUCUCUUGGUUGUUUGGACAAUAAUCCUAAUUAGUUUUAGUCAUGUUUUAGUCAUCUCAAAAUGUGUUUGUCGUCAUCUAGUUUGGUUGAUGAAAACUAAUUGCGUCUAGCUUUAGUCAACAUUUACUAAAAAUGUUUUCGUCUGUAAAAUUAAAACAUUUUACUCCAAAAUAAGUUAGUAAAGGAUUCCAACUAUUUCGAGUGAACAUUGACAGAUGAGCACAUAUUGUAGCAUCUACAAGGACAACACCGUCUUGGUGAUAAUACACACUCGGCAGGAAAACAGUAGAUUAUUUUGAAUGAAUUAUACCCACCUGGACAACCAAAUGUAUGUAGAAAAAGUUAUUCGAGAGUAUAAGAGGACACCGUCUGUUAGCAUUAGCUUAAUGCUAAUGCAAACGCUAUGCUAAACUAGGAGUUACAUUUACUGUGUGAUGAUCACUCAGCACACACUUUUAAAGGCUAAAGCAACAUUGCACAUUCUCUCUGGCCAAGAUAAGAAAACAAAUCAUACCGUGUGGGCAAGCUUGGAGACUGGAAAGGACACUGGUGAGUCGGUGGGGGGUGGUGCAGCAUGUCACAUGAGUGACACAACCAGAAACUGCUACGUUUCUGGCUAACUACACAUAAAAUGUCACACAAUGUAAACAUGUGACGGAAACGGCGCAUAUUCGUCUCGCCUGACGAAAACCGGCAUUAGUCUUGCUGCCUUUUAGUCUCCCAAGACACGUUUUAGCUCAUUAUUUUCUCGUCAUCGUCAUGAAAAAAUUGUUCGUUGAAGAAAUAUUUUUGUUAUAGUCAUCGUUGACGAAAACAACACUGCCCAACAACUAGAGCAAACGUUGCACAAACAAAUGGCACCCCUUCGGUUCUAUUUUUCAGUAAAUGGGGGGCUUGAGAUAUUAAUUUCAAGUGGUGAAGUGAAACGAAGCCUCCCAUUUACUGUGAAAUAGACCCGAAGGGGUGCCAUUCAUUUGUGUCACGUAUGCGCUAGUUGUUGGGACACCCCUCUGGUAUCCAGAAAGUUGGUACGCUCCAUCAGCCGCGAGAUGACUUCCCUCGAAAUUGAUAUCUUAAUAUCAAUAAAACAAUCGCAGCACAAACAUUUUUUUUUUACAGCACAAAUGUAGCAUAAACGAAUGGCAUCAUUUUGGGUCCAUUGUGCAAUAAAUGGGGGGCUGCGUGAAGUCUUCACUCGAAAUUAUUAUCUCAAUAACUCAAAAACGAUUGCAGCACAAACCAGCACAAACAUAGCAUAAACGAUUGACACCAUUUUUAGCCCUUUUUAAUCAAAAGGGGGGUUGGUUAACCUCAGAUUGCCCUAUAAAAGAAUUGCUAAUAUCUCAAAAAGAAUAGCAGCACAAACGAACAUUUUUUCAGCACAAGCUAGCACAAACCAAGGACAUACUUUUUAUAUAAAUUUGCGUCUGAUGGGGGGCCAACUUCACGGAGGUAAAUGGCUCAAGUAAUCAAAGUUACAAUGGCGUACCGCACGCUACACGUCAAUUCCGCUCAUUAAUAUUCAUGAAGUUAGCUACUGUUGCUAAGGAGGGGACAAGCUCCCGUUUGUCCCCAAUAGUAAUGAAUGGAAAUAGUGUACCAAGGAGAUGUUUACAGAGAUAAACCUCCCAAUUCUGUCCGAAAAUGAUGUCCCUGGUGCCAAAGUCACUGGUAAAGAUGUGGAAGAACAUACAAAUGUUCAGUUAAAGAGAUGGCUUGAGUGUCGAGGGCUGAAAAAGACGGGAAAAAGAGCCGACCUGAUCAAGGAGGUAGCUUUAAUAUCGACACCUUUUUUUUAAGCCACUGACAAUGACAUUUUCCUGUUUUAACAAUCUAUCCUUUCCCACCAUAUGCCCUAUCUAUCUUAUAUAUUAUAUCCUCUGAUUGUCCUACGUCUCUGACCAUUCUUUUGGGCAAUUUACAUUGCUAUUUUUGUGUAGCGAUCGCAAAUGCUACUCGUUGACAGCCAAAGAAAACUUUUAAUUUUUUCAUUAAAAUCAAUUCUAUAACUUAUUUACACUUCCCCAUUACUAAAAUUGUUUUUUACAACAGAAAAGGUAACAGUGGCAAUCAGAGACCAUUUUAAUUCUUUUCAGGUCAUUCAUUGUUAGACAGAAGCAGCACAGCAAAACGCCACGCUAAGAAAAAUAAGCAAAAAAUAUCAAAAUGGCUUACCUCUUUGUCCUCUGAAGGACCAUGCCAACCCAACAUAAUGUUUACUGUAUAUGAAAUGUGAAUGGCUUCACCUUGCUGGCGUUAAACGUCUGUGCAAGUUGAUCCAUUUUUCACAUUUUUCCUCCGAGUUUUUGGUUUCAAGAAAACAUCCUUCAUAUGUCAUAAUGUCUGGAGUCGUUUCUACAAGUUCCAUAUCAGCAGUGCUUUAUCGGCAUGCUUGUUUUUGAAAGAUUACCAGCGAAAACUAGCAUAAAAUAUUAAUGUUUGUAUGUGAGGGCGUGUCUAUAAUGUCCCACUUCCGCUUUACGAUGUGACAUCACGGUCUAAAAAUAGCAUUCGUGCGGUACGCUAUUGAAGAAAUUUCUUGCUAAAUUACACAUAUAUCAUAACACUUGCGAUUCUACAAAUCUUAAACAUUCAGCAAUUGUGUCAGUUGAUUUGAGUUGAGUUCUAAAAAAUGUCAGUAUACUGUAUAUACUCCUUAAAAUCUCAUGUCUGUGCAUCAAGUAUGAAGCUAACCAAGAGUUAGCUGUAGUAGCCGAGUUAGCCAAAAGAGCAACGUCUAGCUAGUUAGCUCGAUCGAGUUAAGGUAACUGAUCAAGUGUUUCUUAUCAGCAUUUUGGUGAAAAUUAGGAAAAUAAUACAAAUAACCCCUAGAAAAUACAAUGCAAGAGUUUGAGUUAAAUGUGAACACUGGUUUUACAUUACUGAGCGUACUGUGAAAGGAAAAGUCUACGUAUGCGUUUACCAAUGAAGAAAAUCGCCAUCAUCUGUAACUCAUCCUUUGCCUUUUCUAUUCUAACAAUUGUUUGAUAUACUGUUACAUCUAAUUGCUGUUCAUCAUUCAAGUUCAUUGUACAAAACUCUGUCGAGACGCAGACACAAUAAACACCAAUGUUAGUGUGACCCGAUGUAAUUCAACAAGUGAUUUGCUUCUACUGUCCCCAAUCUUAUCUUGCCACGCAACAUCUGUGCGCCGUCUGUUUUUGUGUGUCACACUGCAAUUUACACUCACCACAACUCACAACAGUUGAUAUUAAAGUAGCGAUUAGCCCUUAGACUGCACCCCUCGCACUGUCAAGUUUGUCAGACGCUUUCAUCUUGUGUUUUACCAGCCAAUUUAACAGCAACACAAGCACACGCUGACAAAGGCAUCAGUACAGGCCUUGAAGGUACAUGUGUGAUAAACUUGUAAAAGAGUAAAUAUUGUAAAUCUAGGGAAACCUCCAUCAAACAGAAAUGUGUGUUUAAUGAAAGUAGAUUGCUUCAAAUCAUAAGGUUUUCUUUGUAUAUGUGAUAAGCGCUUGGUGCUAGUCUUUUGCUGACACCGCAAAAAUGCUUAAGUUUCUUUUUUCCCCCAUUUGAAUCUUGGGAUUGAGGCAUGGAAAGUAGUAACUGUGAAUCUGAAACCCAGAUGCAAAGGCAACACGUACAUUCCUUCUCCUCCCCCACUACUUUCACUAUGAAGUCUAUAGUAAAAGUGUAAUCAUUGCUGGUGGACCCCUAUAAAAUCCAUCUUUUAUCACAAACUGCAUGUAUAAUGAGCUGAUACUUUGCCCCUGUUUAUAAACUAACUUAAGACAACUGAAUAACUGCAAUCAAUUUUGCCUCAUUGACUUAAAGACACAUUUACUCAACAAUCAAUUCCACACAAAUCGCAGCAUUACUAAACCACCCGAUUGUGACGAGCUGCGGAAGGUGCAUAACUUCCUCUCGAGCUGUGACAGCGCUAUAGAAAUAUACACGAUAGAUUCAGGGAUUGAAAUACAACUUUUUAUAAACUGACAGGGUUGAUAAUAAGAAUAAUAGAACUUUUGUGUGUGUAAAUUUAUGGCGUAAAUAAAUAAAUAUUAAGCCAUUGUGGCUUGAGAGGGAGUAACACAGGUGUCGCGCAUGUGCAGGAACAAUCCGUCGCAAUCGGGUAAUGACUGGUCAAUUACCGUAUUUUUCGCACUAUAAGGCGCCGCGGAUUAUAAGGCGCAUUAGUAGUAGCAAUAGUAAUCAAGGUUGGUUUUGGGUUCUGCAUCCACUCUGCUAAAGGGAAUGUCAUGCCAUUAUUAACCAAUAUUCAUCCAUGUACAGGUAGUUCCCAAGUUACGAACGAGUUCAAUUCCUACGCUGGCAACGUAACCCGAAUUUCAGCGUGAAUCGGAAUUAACGAUUUAAGUACCUCUAAAUCUCAAAAUAGCUAUCCAAAAACAUGCACCGUAUUGGCCCGAAAAAAAGAAGGUGUUUUUUGCAUUGAAAUAUGACUGAAAAAGAGAGAGUCGUCUUAUAUUCGCGGUCUACACAUUAUACCCAUUCACGACGCGAGAUGGCGCCAGAUAUCAUUGAAGCGAUGUUCUGUCAUGACAGAUCUCAGCUACUAUAGAUAGGUUUAUUUACAUUUCAAAAACCAGAAGCCUUUCAUUUACUAAUGUGAUUGCACUUUAGGUUACAUAUUUAAAUGUUCAUAUGUUAAGAUUUGAAUGAGGCAAAAUAACAUGGUUUUUCUCUCAAAUAUAUUUUUAUAAUCAUUAGUUUCGGAUGUACUGUAAUUAUUUUCUGUUUCAAAAUUAAUUUGGUGUUCAAAAAGUCUUUUUUCAAACUUGAGUAAUGACAAAGAGUUGUCUUAUAAUCUGGGCCGUCUUAUAUACGGGCCAAUACGAUAUUAUACGUCUAUUGUACUGUCUUCGCCAAGACCAUGGAGCUAAGUCGUAGCAAGACAGCGUGCUAAGUUCUAAAAUGACAAUGUCAGACAUCAACACUUGCAGAAUGAAAUCCGUUUCAUCUUUAUUAACAGUAAUUAAAAUUUGCGUUUAUAACUAGCUGCUUAUACAGCAAGACCAAUCCACACAAACGAUUAGCAUGUAUCAGUUAGCGUCUGAACAUCAAUUACCCCUAAAUAUCCCCUAAAUCUCAAAAUAACCAUCCAAAAAACAAGUAUUAUAUGUCACUGUACGCUGCAAAAACACACCUUCUUUAAAACAAAUUAAACUCCCUUGUUUUCAGUGUAAAUCUGCAAGAAAUAGGUGAAAUUAACUGCCGGUGCUUUCAAUAAAUUUAACUCACAUAGAUUUCUUGAAAUAACAAAAAUAGCCACCUGAAAAUGAUCUUAACAGACUCCUUUUAAGCAAAAGGUUAGUAGAUUUAAUCUUUUAAAAAAAGCUUUUUUGUUCUUAUUUCAAGAAUAUUGUUCAAAACAUUAUUUGUAAGCAAUUUUUUUCUCGAUUUAAGUGAAAAAUUACCAACUUUUAGAUGUAUGGGCUUAAUAAGAACAAACAGUUGCAUUUAUUUAAAGCAAGUGGAAUAAUCCGACACAUUAAUCUGUUAAUUUGUCUUUAACACUCUAAACAAGAUGAACAUUAUUUGACUAGAUUUAAGAAAAAAUAUCUGAUUAAGACUUUAUAAAUUUGCAAUCUUGCCAAGACGUUGAAGCUAAAUCCUAGCUAGACAGCGAGCUAAGCUCUAAUGUUUCCCCUCUCUCUCUCACUCGGCUGCGCGACUUGUUUGUGGGAGGAAAUGCGCUACUACUCGUCUUCUGCAAAUACGUUUAUCGUCGUGAGUACCUGCGCUCUUCCUUGUGUGCUUUAUGGUUCCUGCACCAAAAUAAAAGUGAGCAUUACAAAACAAAAGUCAACAUUAUAAUCAAGUAAUGUAAAGUAAAAAAAAAAAAAAAAGAUACUGUGAGGUACAAUAAGGUACUGUUUACGCGACAAAAAAAAAAAUGUAAAGUCGAAAUCACGUAAAUCGGGGGCUACCUGUAUAAGACGUAUCAAAUUAUAAGAUCCACUUUUGAGAAAAUUGAAGGCUUUUAGGUGCGCCUUAUAGUGCAAAUAUGAAUAUAAAAUGAAAUAUGAAAAUACGGUCUUUUUACCCUAACAUGUCUCUGACAAAUUUUACCACAAAAAGUUUUUUGUGUUGUUUUUUAUAAUAAAACCAUCACAACAUUGCCAACUAGUGGCCUGGUAUGAACAUUACAGCCUUUUAUUGCUAAUCUCUGCUCGUCAGUUUCAGCAUUUUGAUCGUGUUGUCUUUGUUAUGUGAAAUAUUUCUAAAAAAUAUAUUAAAGUAUUAAUAUGUUUUUAUUUGAUAUCUGAAUGUAUCUUUCACUGUAGUAAUAGAUACAGUACCAUGAUGUAUUAGAGCAUGUAAACCAAUUAAUCUUUGAAUAAUUUGUUGAUGGUAUUUGCCAAGUCUCUAAAUGUGUAGUAGUUGAUUAACACAAAACUUACAUUUGAACACGAUUUUCCUCUUUUUGUGUUGCUACAGUUUGAUAAAAUUUCCAGAGAUUGUGCUUAUGAAAAGAUGUGCAUUCCAGUUCAAUAUAGGUUUGUUUUCAGGUGUAUCCAAAAUUCAGUGUGUAUUGUUUCGACAAUGGUUUGAAUGAAUAAAAGCUGUCAUGCAGUUGUAAGCAGAAACCUUUAUUUUUUCUUUUCUUCAAAAUAUCCUUAAAACUGUGAAAUGUAAAGUUUCUUCCAAACCACAAUACCCUUAAUGGAGAUCACCUAACAAGGACCAUAUGUGUGAUCGGGGCCUCCUGCCUCUCAGUUCGCUCUCUCACUGCCCUUCGCCGACCUCUAACUUCAAUAGUAUGUCAGUAGGUCUGUUUUAUUUUUUUUUUUUUUAUACUGAAAGCAUGUUUCACUCUCUUUUUUUUUGUUGUUGUUAGUUUUAUUUGUCUUUUCAGUUUGAACGUUAUUAAUGUGUCAAGAAACGAAAUUAUGAACUGCACACAUAUUGUAGCAAUUUGUAAUCUUUGUAACUUUCAGCAAAGAGGAAGUGCA
Molecule: messenger RNA, 8766 nt
Organism: Corythoichthys intestinalis (scribbled pipefish)
Lineage: Eukaryota; Metazoa; Chordata; Actinopteri; Syngnathiformes; Syngnathidae
Gene: vstm4b
Product: V-set and transmembrane domain containing 4b
Exons: 8
Coding region: 91-1059 (322 amino acids)
Cellular component (GO): membrane
Source: RefSeq, a predicted model, not a curated record